AUGCUGGAUCUCUUAGGUCGCCCCCGCAAGAACCUGCGCCGGCAGAUCUAUUUUCCGGUGUAUCUUGAUCGGGCGGCCGUUCCAAUCCACCACCUGCAAGGAACAGGAAGAUGGACGCUGGAAGGAAGACGAAAACGCUGGAAGAGCAGAGAGGAGGAUGAAAAAGACAGAAAAGAGCUGUUCGACCUGGUUUAUAUUUGUCUUUCGAUUAGACCUGGUGGUGUUCUCUACCUUGCUGAGAUGGAGGGUGUUGAUGCCGACCCUCCUUGCCACCCGCAAGCAGUGAGUCCUCUUGAGUAUCCAUCAAUACUUAUCAAAUCCAAAGCAUGUCUGACCAAAAACUCCUACAACGAGGCUAAAUGUCGGAACCAGAUCAUCCAGCUGUACAAAUGCUGCAAUGCUCUCUAUACACAGAAGGGAGAGGAUGCAAAAACCCCAAGCUGCCCGAAACCUUCUUUACUCAAGUUGAAGCUGAAGCAGAUUGAAAAUGGCGAUUUUUGA
Trichophyton benhamiae CBS 112371 is the source of this 501-nucleotide messenger RNA. RefSeq lists its product as uncharacterized. The coding region runs from base 1 to 501 and encodes 166 amino acids. The record is from RefSeq and is a predicted model, not a curated record. Lineage: Eukaryota; Fungi; Ascomycota; Eurotiomycetes; Onygenales; Arthrodermataceae. The transcript is spliced from 2 exons.